Toxotes jaculatrix (banded archerfish) is the source of this 2972-nucleotide messenger RNA. RefSeq names its product fragile X mental retardation, autosomal homolog 2 (gene fxr2). Gene Ontology annotation, biological process: regulation of filopodium assembly; regulation of translation at postsynapse, modulating synaptic transmission; regulation of dendritic spine development. Lineage: Eukaryota; Metazoa; Chordata; Actinopteri; Toxotidae. The record is from RefSeq and is a predicted model, not a curated record. The transcript has 17 exons. The coding region runs from base 656 to 2683 and encodes 675 amino acids. Gene Ontology annotation, cellular component: dendritic filopodium; axon; nucleus. Gene Ontology annotation, molecular function: mRNA 3'-UTR binding; translation regulator activity; protein homodimerization activity.
UCUAUCGGCGUGUGUUGAGGGGACGGGUAGUUGGAGUAAGGAGUCGCCGGGCGGUAGUGCAUCUCAAACGCUUUUUGGGAAAGAAACGCCGCUGAAAAUUGCACCACAGACUGAAGAAACGACCCCCGGUGACGACUUCUGUGAAAUUAUUCAACGCAACGACUGCGCCACACGCACAAACAUCAAACGCAGCCAGGCUAUCAAAUGCUAGCCAGCUAGCAUCCCAGAAAACUGAGGGGAUCAAGGUGUUGAUAGCUAGCCUCCCAGCUAAUUAUCCAUUAGCUAGCAUCCUCCUGCCGUAGCAUCAUUAGCUCGCUUUUCCUCGUCGCGCACGUCGAGACCUCAUCAGUGCUCGUGGUGGUGCCUUUCACUUGGCGAGCACCAGAUCUCACAUUCAGACAAAAACAGACAACGGAGCUUCCUAACUGGCUGCUGCUGGAGAGAAGAGCGUCUGCGUUGCAUUAGUUGACACCAUCACACCCAUCUCCCCAACCCCUUCACCUCUGCCCCUCUCCCUCCACCCGAAACACUGGAAAUCCACAAGCGGCCGGAUAGCGGCGACGGGCCGGCGAAGCUGGGGGUGGUAACGUUACCGGACUCGCAGGGAGUCAUAACGGCUACAGACAAGCACAGCCGUGGGGAUCUAACGACAAGUAUGGACGGACUGGCCGUGGAAGUUCGCGGCUCAAAUGGGGCCUUCUACAAGGGUUACAUCAAAGAUGUCCAUGAAGACUCACUCACAAUUGUAUUUGAAAAUAACUGGCAGCCAGAGAGACAGUUGCCCUUCAGUGACGUACGGUUGCCUCCUCCAGCCGACUACCACAAGGAAAUUGGUGAAGGAGAGGAGGUGGAGGUUUACUCCAGGGCCAACGAACAGGAGCCAUGUGGCUGGUGGCUGGCACGAGUCAGAAUGAUGAAGGGAGAGUUCUACGUGAUUGAAUACGCAGCAUGCGACGCCACAUACAAUGAGAUUGUCACAUCAGAGCGCAUCAGGCCCCUCAACCCCAACAGUCCUUCCUCUCGGAACUCCUUCCACAAAGUCCCCAUCCCUGUCCCAGAAGACCUGAGGGACAUCUGUGCAAAUGACAACAUUCACAAAGACUUCAGGAAAGCUAUCGGAGCCAACUGCAUCUUCUACAGUGCCCAAACACACGAACUCAUUGUGCUGUCUACAAAUGAAACCACAGUAAAGCGUGCAACUCUUCUGAGUGACAUGCAUUUUCGCAGCAUCCGUACCAAGCUUAUGCUAAUGUCCCGCAACGAAGAAGCCACCAAACAUUUGGAGACAAGUAAGCAGUUAGCGUCAGCCUACCAGGAGGAGGUGAGGGUCAGGGAGGACCUGAUGGGCCUUGCCAUCGGCUCCCACGGUGCCAAUAUCCAGCAGGCAAGGAAGGUGCCUGGUGUCACAGCUAUUGAGCUGGAGGAGGAAAGCUGCACAUUCAGGAUCUACGGAGAGACCCCAGAGGCAGUGAAGCAGGCUAGAGAGUAUCUUGAGUUCAAAGAAGACUACUUUCAGGUACCCAGGAACCUUGUAGGAAAAGUCAUCGGCAAGAACGGCAAAGUCAUCCAGGAGAUUGUGGACAAGUCGGGCGUGGUCCGUGUCAGGAUCGAGGGGGACAACGACAAAAAGCUUCCCCGGGAGGAGGUAGGCAGGCAGGGGGCUGGCAGGGACGACACUGCCAGCAGCAAAGAGGGCAUGGUUCCCUUCGUGUUUGUGGGAACCAAAGAGAACAUCAGCAACGCUCAGGCUCUGCUGGAAUACCAUGUGUCCUAUCUCCAGGAAGUGGAGCAGCUGCGCCUAGAGCGUCUCCAGAUUGACGAGCAGCUCCGUCAGAUCGGAGUUGGCUACCGUGCACCCCCCAGUCGAACUGGGGGCCCAGGUGUCGACCGGGAGAAAGGCUACUUGACAGAUGAGAGCAGCAACUCGCUCCACACCUCUCGCACCUAUGGAGGCCGUGGCAGAGGACGCAGGGCCUCCAACAGCCAGUACUCUGGAUAUGGCACAAACUCUGAACUGUCCAAUGCUUCUGAGUCGGAGGACGUUAUUGAGCGAGACCAGCGGCCCCGUGGUAUAGGCGGAGAGGAGAGAGGCUCCCGACGGGGCGGCAGGGGCCGAGGCUCCAACUCAGGACGAGGCCGUGGAGGAGCAGGGUCCAAGCCUUCCAACUCAAUCAGCUCAGUGCUGAGGGACCCAGACAGUAACCCAUACUCCCUGCUGGAGGGUGAAGGAGAGCUAGCUGACACAGACAUCAGUGAAGGCAUGGGAGGCGACCGCCGCAGACGCUCCCGCCGCCGCCGCAAUGACCAGGAACCCAGCGUAAUGGACGCUGCUGCAGAGUCGGACAGCCAGGCCGGCCCCAGUGAGAAUGGACUGGAUGAAGAGGCCCGACCUCAGCGCCGCAACCGAAGCCGCCGCCGCCGUAACCGUGGCAACCGCCCAGAGGGAGGUUCAGCCAGCCGUGACAGACAGCCAGGUGAAAGUGUGACUGUUGCUGACUACAUAUCCCGGGCUGACUCCCAGAGCAGACAGAACCUGCCCCAGAAGGAAAACCACGCUGUCCCUGAGCCCAAGGAGAACGGGACCAGCGCCAAGAAGGAUGAGCGAACACCCUCCAAUCGGUCCCCCAGCAAAGGUGUGACCUCGGCCAGCGAGACCCUGACCUUGGUCAACGGGGUCUCGUAAAGAGAUGGCCCUGCGCCUGGUGAACCCAAGUCUAGAGCAAGACUCCAUGGCAAACUCUGUCCCUGCUUGCAUUAACUUAAACCUUAAACAGAUGAGUGAAAAGUACCUGACAAAACCUGAAUUCAUACUAUGAGAGUGAAAAAGUACAAAAAAACGACAAACGCAUCUACUUAAAAACACACGUUAACGGUGUAUGCUAUCCUAUCUAUCAGUACGUAGUGCUUAUUUAAAAAAAAAAACAACUAGCUUGCCAAAAAAGAGCUGGUGGAUAUGACUUGAUUUUUAAAAA